UCGCGGAGAUGUUGCGGACCGAGAAAGUGCUGCUGCUGCGGAGCCUGCAAGGCCGCUCCGUGCGGGUCGUGCGUGAGCACUACCUGCGCCUCGACGUGCCCUGUGGCAGCGCCCUCUGCCGGGCGGGCUGUCCCCGCGAUGGGAAAUUGCUGUCCGAUGAUGCCACUCACUAUGUUGUGCCUGACUGGAAAGUGCUUCAAGAUUACCUGGAGAUUCUGGAAUUCCCUGAGCUGAAGGGGCUGGUUUUCAUGCAGACCGCAUGUCAAGCGAUGCAGCAGCAAAGAGGCCGCAGGCACUACAAUAAACUGCGGAAUUUAGUGAGGGAUGCCCGUCGCGAUUGCAUUAUAUUUUUUAAUGAAUUCCAGCUGCUUUCUUAUUUGCCACGAGAGCGGGGAGAAUCGCUGGAGAAAUGGCAGACCAGGAGUAUUUACAACGCCUCCGUGUGGUACUAUAAUCACUUCUCGGGCCAGAUGCCCAUCGUCAUGGUAACAGAGGAUGAAGAGGCUGUGCAACUGUUUGGCAGUGAAACGGAAGGCGUCUUUGUGAUCUCAUUCAAGAAUUAUUUGGACAACUUCUGGCCUGAUUUAAAAGCCGCUCAAGAGCUUUUGGAUUCCAUCCUCCAGUCGCGACGUGAACGGGAAAGCGAAAGCCAUGAAAACAGCGGGAAGGAAUAUCCCGAGCAUCUCCCUAUAGAGACCCUGGAAGCUGGGAUCAAAUCAGGACACUACAUCCAGGGGGUCUUGAAUGUGAAUAAGCACAGAGCCCAAGUAGAGGCAUUCAUGCGACUUCAAGGCGCUAGCAACAAGGAGAAAGAUCUCAAGACGGAUGUUCUCAUUUACGGCACAAAAGCUCGGAAUAGGGCAAUCCAUGGGGAUGUGGUGGCCGUGGAAUUAUUGCCUCAGAAGGAGUGGAAAAGACGGACAGCGGCCCUCGGAGAGAAUGAGGGCGAAGAGAAAACCCCUGGGGAGGUUUAUGGUGAACCCAUGCCCACCGGCAAAGUAGUGGGCAUCCUGCAGAAGAACUGGCGCGAGUAUGUGGUCACUUUCCCAUCCAGGGAAGAGAAUCAGUUGCACAGCAAAAACGCCCAGAAGGUUCUUGUGACCCCAUGGGAUUACAGGAUCCCCAAAAUCCGAAUAAGCACUCAGCAGGCCGAGGCAUUGCAGGAUUUCCGGGUUGUCGUGCGUAUAGAUUCUUGGGAAUCCACCUCGCUGUACCCCAACGGACAUUUUGUGCGGGUUGUAGGCCGGAUAGGCGACCUCGAAGGAGAAAUACAAACAAUUCUGGUGGAGAAUACCGUUUCGGUUAGUCCUUUCUCUGAGGCCCAGAUGUGUGAGAUGCCUACUCUCAUCCAAGAGAAGCCAUGGCAAGUAAGUGCAGAAGAGCAGCAGAAACGCCUCGAUCUGAGAGAGACCCAUUUGGUCUUCAGCAUUGACCCAAAAGGCUGCGAAGAUGUGGAUGAUGCCCUCUCCAUCAGGCUCCUUCCCAAUGGCAACCUGGAACUGGGCGUCCACAUUGCCGACGUAACUCAUUUUGUGGCAGCCAAUUCUUACACCGAUAUGGAGGCCAAAGCAAGGGCUACUACUUAUUACUUAGCUGACCGUCGUUAUGACAUGUUGCCUGCCAUCUUGAGUGCCAAUUUAUGCUCUCUUCUUGGGAACAUGGACAGGUAUGCCGUGAGUGUUAUUUGGGAGCUGGACAAGGCCUCUUAUGAAAUAAAGAGAGUCCGGUACAAGAGAACCAUCAUUCGCUCUUCUUACAAACUCUUUUACGAGGCCGCCCAGGCUUUGCUAGAGGGAGACCUGACAGCUGCCACGGAAAUCCCGGAGCUCAAAGCCAUGGAGGAAAACACACGGCGACAGAAGUUAGAGGAACUGACAUGGGCCAUCGGGAAAUUAACUGAUGUUGCCCGCCAUCUCCGAGCCAAACGCAGCAGCUACGGAGCCCUGGAGCUGGAAGGGGUGGAAAUUAGGGUUCAGCUGGACGACAAGAAGAACAUUGAUGACCUUAUCCCCCGCCAGCCGCUGGAAGUCCACGAGACGAUCGCCGAGUGCAUGAUCCUGGCAAACCACUGGGUGGCCAGGAGGAUUUGGGAGGUGUUCCCCUACCAGGCGUUGCUUCGUCAGCAUCCCCCGCCCCGGCAGGAGUUUUUUUCUGAGGUCCGAGAAUGUGCUGCUGCAAAAGGCUUUUCGAUUGACACACGGUCUAACAAGGCAUUAGCUGACUCUCUGGACAGAGCGGUUGACCCUUCUGACCCCCUGGUAAACCAGCUGUUGAGGUCUAUGGUCACUCAAGCCAUGUCAAACGCGGUCUAUUUUUCAACUGGAUCCUGUCCCGAGGAAGACUUCUUCCAUUACGGCCUUGCUCUAGAUAAAUACACCCACUUCACAUCACCCAUUAGGAGGUACGCAGAUAUAAUUGUCCACAGACUCUUGUUAGUGGCCACCUCAGCAGAAGAGGGAGUGGGUGCGAAAGAUGGCUUGCUUGGCAAUAAAGAACUUGAAGAGCUAUGCAGACAUAUCAACCACAGAAACCGGGCGGCCCAGCACGUUCAGAAGGAGUCCACGGGGCUCUUCCAGUGCAUGUUCUUCAACGACAAGAGUCCUGCGCGGGAGGAGCAGCGCUCAGCGGACGGAGUGAUCUAUUCCAUCCGAACCAACGGGGUGCUCGUCUUUGUGCCAAGGUAUGGCAUUAAAGGAGCUGCCUACCUGAGGAGCAAGGAAGGGUUGGUCCUCUCCUGUCCAACCGAUGGGAACUAUGAAUGGCAACCUGGUUCUUUGCAGCGCUUCCCCAGCAAAAUUAUCGCCACUCCCACUGUCGGAAAGCCUGUGACUUUGAAUCUCUUUGAUCAUGUGACCGUGAAAAUCUCCGUGCAGAUGUCUCGCUGCCAUGCAGACAGGAUCCAACUUCAGAUCACAAGCUGCAAACCAUACAAGACUUCAGAAACGGAGGCAUCUCAGGGGCCCCAAAUGUCUAGAACAGACUUGGUCAGGGAAGUCACGAAGACGGCAGAGGAAACGCAACUUGCACAGAAUCUGGCCAAAGCAAACCAGGCAAAGGAAGGAUUUGACGAAGAGUAUCGGCAAACCCAGUGCAGGAGGAGUUUGUAUCACCUGCUAGAAGAAAUCAAGGAUUUGUCUCUCUUGGAUGUAUCUGCAGACCAUGGAGCGUGAGGCCUCCUUUCGCACAGCUUCUGUGCCAACACCUCUCUUCUUGUUUCCUUGUUUUUUUUUUAAAGUUGUACAUUUAUUAUUACAAUGUUAUGUAAAAAAUUGUGGAGAUUCUAUUUUGCAUUCUUAAAUCCAUUUACAGCCAU
This is a messenger RNA of Thamnophis elegans (Western terrestrial garter snake), 3313 nucleotides long. RefSeq names its product DIS3 like exosome 3'-5' exoribonuclease (gene DIS3L). Gene Ontology annotation, cellular component: cytoplasmic exosome (RNase complex). Gene Ontology annotation, molecular function: RNA binding; 3'-5'-RNA exonuclease activity. The transcript has 17 exons. Lineage: Eukaryota; Metazoa; Chordata; Lepidosauria; Squamata; Natricidae. Gene Ontology annotation, biological process: rRNA catabolic process. The record is from RefSeq and is a predicted model, not a curated record. The coding region runs from base 9 to 3170 and encodes 1053 amino acids.